Monascus purpureus is the source of this 1405-nucleotide messenger RNA. NCBI's taxonomy places the organism in Eukaryota, Fungi, Ascomycota, Eurotiomycetes, Eurotiales, Aspergillaceae. The record is from the annotation of a GenBank genome assembly.
CUUUAUGACAGAAAAACUCAUUUUUCAGAUUUCAUACCACCCGCAAUGGCUUCUUCCCUCCGAUUAGGUCAAUGCGUUCGCGGUCAAAACGGACUCUACACCAUUGGCAGGCAACUACAGGAGACGGUUUGGCUUGCAAGAACCGAAAACGACCAACAAGUUAUUGUCAAAAGUGUCCCUCACUUUCGUCUUCACAAUGAGCGUGAUGUUUUGAACCGCUUUCAGUCUCGCACCCCAUUCAUACGUCCCUUCAUUGACGAGAUAGUCGAGCCAGCUGAUCCACCGGCGAUAGUCUUAAAGCAUCUAGAUGAUCACCUUCUGAAUGCUUCCGUCUCUAAACGACUUACAAAUCAAGAGAUUAAAUACGUUGCAAGAAGGAUUUUAGAGGCGCUAAAGGUUCUACAUGAUAAUAAUUUUGUACAUACUGACAUCAAGCCGGACAACAUUCUUGUAAACUAUGGUCAUGGGGAUGUACGGUUUACAGAUGUUCAACUUGCAGACUUUGGGAGUACUGUUCCUGCGGAUUCAGCGUAUGCCAAGGAUGGUGACUUGAUCGGAGCACCUAUCUGGAGGAGUCCUGAAGCGCACCUCCGAAUUGGCUGGGGCACGCAAACAGAUAUAUGGUCUUUUGGCGCCCUGCUUAUAACCUUGCUCUAUGGAGACAAUUUCUUCCUUUUCAAGCCAGAUGUUCCUGCGGACCAUGAUGAUUACGAAUUAAAGAUUCUCCAGAGACAGUGUGAGUUCUUUGGACCAUUCCCUUUGACAUACCGCGAAAUCUGCACGCCGGACACGUUGAAUAUCCUGGCAUAUAUCAUGAAAAGCAUUCCUCCCGAAAAGAAAAAACCGUUCUCGAGGAUUUCUGAACAGGAGAUAUCUAGGGAGGAUAAGGAAUUUAUUCUAAGAAUAAUGAAGCUUGAUCCAAGGGACAGACCAUCGGCAAGGGAGCUUCUCCAGGACAAGUGGUUCGCUUGCAUAAAUACAUAAUUCAAAGUAUUUCAAUGCAAAGGAGCGACCGUCUGACGUUUUCCAUAUCGGAAAUUUGAGGAGCUUCUCACUUGGCCAGGUGAAGGUGAUAUUCGUGAGCUGCAAAGGGCGGACUCCAUCGUCUGUAGGGUGUGAAUAGUUGACUUCGACGAGACGACUUCUGAAAGGUUCUUGAUAAUCUGAGUAAAGUAGGAGGAAGAGAAAGCAGAGGUGCAGAUGGGCCUCAUAGUCGUACGACCUAGGAUACCGAAACCUGAAGCUGUAACUAGUCAUGGUGAGACAAGUCGGUAGAAGAGCACCAAUAGUGACUCGCUAUCAGAACAUGCCACUAUACUUCAAGCAUGGCCUAGCGAUAAACCGAGUUUGACUUCCGUGAUCGAGGAUCUCGCUAUAGCAUCGACAUGACAAAUAGUAAUCGAGG